GUUGCGCAUGGUAAAUGGUAUAUUUUUCUUCCUCCUUCAUUUGAUCGCCGGUGUUUGUGUGAAGUGAACGUUGUGCGUAGUGUGGGGCACGUGUUGAAUAUUAUUCCUAAUUAUUGCAAGAUAUAUUUAAACAGAAAUUAAAAAUGGCUGAUGCAGCAGUUGAAAACAAGGAAGUCGCACCUGAGGAAGUAACCUCUACAGAAGUAAAGGAGUCCCCAGUGAAAAAGUCUCCUGCUAAAGUUGUAGUUGAGAAACCUGAAAGCAAUGGCAAAGAAGAAAAUGGCAGUGGUGAUGCUCCAGAGGAUACUCCAGCCGAAAAUGGAGAUGAUGAAAGCAAUGAUGCCACAGAGAAUGGUGAUGCCACAGAAAAGAAAGAGACUGGUGUGAAGAGGAAAUCUGCGGCUGCUGAUAAUGGUGAUGCUGCAGAGGAGACCACUCCUGAGAAAAAACAGAAAGCAGCAGAUGAAGCACCUCCAGCAGAAGCAGAGGCCUAAAUUAAUUAGCCACAUGCUUGGUUUACUGCAAUGCAUCAAAUCAUCAUUAGAGCCCAACUCACAACACAAACAUAUCCUUUAUACCUAACACAUAUACAAAUGUUACAAUAAUACCAUAGUUUUAUACAUAUUUUGUACUUGUAUUCAGAUUUAUAAUAAAUGCGAGUUGAGCUCUUGUGACACUACACUUAAGUUUAUUUACUUGUGUAUUUAAACUUACCUGUAAAAUGUACCUGUAAAGUGUAAAUUUUAUUAUACCAUUGUUGUGUUUAGUAUUGCAUCGCAGUGAACUGAACUUAUGAAUAUUUUUGGAUUUGGUGUUGUAUGCUGUUUAUAAGUAUUGGAGUCUCCAACUCAGCACAUCGAGAUGGGUUUAUCAAAUUGAAGUAAUUUGAUAUGUAUUUGUUUUGGUAAAUUCUAACCGCCAGUAGAUACUGCCAAAGUAAUUCACCUAGUGUGAAAUCGGUUCAAUAUACGUUCUGUGAACGAUGCGAUUUUACAGCUUCCGAAAUACAAGGUCUUUUAAGUAAACUAAGAUUUAAUUAAAGUUUAGAUAAUUAAUAAUUAUUCAUUUGUAUAUUUAAGUUAGCAGUAAAACGUCACACAUUUGAUAUGUUUGCGUAUAGGCAUUAAUACUUAACAAAUAAACAUUCCUUUUGACUUGUUUAUGACAUGCAUUGUGACUUGUUCUAAAUUCAUGUUUCUCAAACAGUGCAGAGUUGUACUUGGAAGUCUUGAUAAGUUCACAAUGCAAUAAUUAUUAUAUAUAAGAAUGAAAUUUAAAGUUCAAAGUUUAAAAGUAAGGUUUAUAUUUCAUAAUUCAAGUUUGACAUACAUUUUCUAAACUGAUACAGCUAAUUUUGAGUGCUAAAUAUUUUUAAUUUUAUGGUUCUAUAUUUCAUACUUUUGUUUCUAAUUAAUUCUAUUUUUUAAUUUAUUUUGCUUUAUAAUUAUGUAUGGAAAUUGAUUAACUGGAUAGUUCAGGGAAUGAUAUCCAAACUACUUAAGUUGAUUUGAUUCUUUGUAAUUUCUCAAAAACUUAAUUUGAUUUUGUUUUGAAAAGUUAGUACAUUUAGAAUUAUAUAAUAUUAUAAAGUAGAAUGUACAGUUUAACACUAACUUCGAUUUGGAGUUUGAAAGAUUUCCGGCAAUAAAUAGUCCAAUUGGAAUUCAA
This is a messenger RNA of Leptidea sinapis, 1668 nucleotides long. RefSeq lists its product as uncharacterized. The transcript is spliced from 3 exons. NCBI's taxonomy places the organism in Eukaryota, Metazoa, Arthropoda, Insecta, Lepidoptera, Pieridae. The record is from RefSeq and is a predicted model, not a curated record. The coding region runs from base 144 to 494 and encodes 116 amino acids.